Messenger RNA from Racocetra persica, 1521 nucleotides. NCBI's taxonomy places the organism in Eukaryota, Fungi, Glomeromycota, Glomeromycetes, Diversisporales, Gigasporaceae. The record is from the annotation of a GenBank genome assembly.
AUUUGUCAAUGGUGGAAAUUUUUGAACGUAGCAAAAACGGAACGAUUUAUUAUGCAUCUACAUCGGUCGAAACUCUAAAAACACCAUCUUUUGGUGUUGGAAACCGAGAGAAAUUAAACCUCGGUGGCUGGAUACUUAAGUCCAUUUCUGAUUCACCACUCUGUACAAAAAUAUUAUAUGUUAUUCAAAUGAAAGGAUGGGUACCUGUCAACAUGUUUAAAGUACAUCUUUCUAAGCGGCCUCUUGUAAUUAAUACUGUCAAGGAAUUUUUACAAAAUCAACAUAAAAACCCCGGUUUCACACCUCCUCCUCGAGGUUCCAGUCUUCAACAUUCAAAGCAAGCAAGUAACUUCAAUAAUAAUAAUGUGCCAGAAAAGAAUAAACAUAUAAGAUAUAGUUUCCUUGGAGAUAUAAAAGAAGAUGAGGAUGAUUCGUCACAAACAAUUCCAGAUUUUCCUAUUCCACCAAAAAGAGAUAUAACAUCUAAACUUUCUUCUGAAAAACCAAUAAUAAUAUCUAAACCUGAAUCUCAAGACCCUUCAAAGUUAAUCAAAAAACCAGUAACAUCACAUGAUUAUUAUAAUAAUGCAAAAAAAGCUCUUGAAUUGUUAAAGCUCUUGGUUAAUAAUUGGGAUGGUUGGGGUCUUUAUGCAGAGUCUAAAGGUGCUAAGAUUUAUCAAAAGGAUAGUGGAAAACCAAUGCCAUAUUUGCGUGGAGAUGUUACAAUUUAUGGUGGAUUUUACCCUACUGAUAUUCUUUCAUACAUUAAUAAUUUAGAUUCGCGAAAAUUGUGGGACGGUCGAUAUGAAGAUGGUUCUAUCAUAGAACGUUAUAGUUAUGAUAAUGUGUUAACAAGAGUAGCAAUGAAGGGUACUUUCCCUUUAAGUGGCCGUGACUUUAUUGCCAUUAGCAUAACUGAACGUGAUCCGGCUACUGGUACAAUUUGGGUUGCCAGCACAUCAAUAGUAGACCCAAGAGUUCCAGAGAGCAAAAAAUAUGUUAGAGCCAAUUUAAUUAUUGCUGGAUGGGUCUUACGUCCAAAUUUCGAUGGUGAAAAAAUAGUUAGCGUUGAUGUCAAAUAUAUUGUUGACAUUGACCUCAAAAUUAAUUCGGUCCCACAACCAAUUCGUAAGCUGUUGUCAAUGCAAGUACCAUUGUGUAUUGCUAAUAUUGAUGAUUCAUUACAAAGAAUAGGGUUCCCACCAUAUAUCAUAAGCGCCUCCGGAUUGAUAAAAAAUGUCGAGUUUAAUAUAAAGACAUUCCAAUAUGAUGUUACAAUAUCAAUUGAUGGGGGUACAAUUGUAGAACUUCGAAUGUCAAAAAAAAUGUACCCUAAUGGUUUUGAUAUUUCAGCUCAACCCGAAAAUGCAAAAGCUGAAUUACUUAAUGGCGGUGAAGUUAUUCGUAUUACCGUUCAAAAUGGCACGGAGACAUUACAUAUCAAGGUCAAGAAAAAUACCAAAGGAACUCAAAAUACAUUUAGCAGCAAAAAAUUAGUGACUUUCGAAGAAAUCGAUCCUA